AUGAGCCCUAAAGACGCUCACAAAACAGCCUUCACAACGCCAUACGGACACUACCAGUUCAAGAGGAUGCCAUUCGGGCUGAAGAAUGCGCCCGCUACUUUUCAAAGAUUAAUGGAUAACGUAUUAUCAGCUCUCCAGGGAAACGAGCUCUUCGUAUACAUGGAUGAUAUUGUAUUAUACGCAAAAUCACUAAGAGAACACGAAAUAAAAUUCCAACGACUAGUACAAAGAUUACGUUCAGCGAACUUAAAGCUACAACCGAAUAAGUGUAAAUUCCUGUGUAAAGAAGUCUGUUACUUGGGACACAUUAUUGGAUCACAUGGCGUCAAACCAGACCCCGAGAAAAUUAAGGCUGUAAGUGAUUUUCCCGUUCCCCGGAGCCCUAAGAACAUUAAACAAUUUUUAGGCCUCGCUGGAUACUACCGAAGAUUCAUUCCAAACUUCUCCAAGACAGCUAAACCACUCACUGAUUUACUGAAGAAAGAUAAAGAAUUUCAUUGGUCUACAAGUCAAGAAAGUGCUUUUAUUACUUUAAAAACCGCCCUAUGCUCCAAUCCUAUACUACAAUAUCCCGACUUCACGAAACCUUUUAUUCUUACGACCGAUGCAUCUGGAUAUGCUAUCGGCGGCAUUCUAAGUCAAGGCCCCAUCGGGAAAGAUUUACCAAUCGCCUAUACUUCACGCGUUUUAAACAAGGCGGAACAAAAUUACUCGACCAUUGAAAAGGAGUGCUUAGCCAUUAUAUAUUGCGUGGGUCACUUCCGACCUUACCUCUAUGGUAAACCAUUCACUAUUGUUACUGAUCACAAGCCGUUGGUAUGGUUGCACUCGGUUAAAGAUCCUUCAUCGCGUUUAUGGAAAUGGAGAACUAAAUUACUGGAAUAUGAAUAUGAGAUAAAAUAUAAAAAAGGCACUUUAAAUAAUAACGCUGACGCCUUAUCUAGAAAUCCCCCAGUAAAUUUUAUUUUCCCCAUUGAUUCCGGUGAUGAUUCUGAUGAAUCUUUAUUUUCUCCUAGAUCACGGAUCACUACCCCGCUACCUCCCUUACCCGCACCCAACUCUCCAGGUCCUUCGAACUUGUCAAUAACGAAUCCUGCAAAUCAAAGGAAUAUGCCAUUAAAUUCACCUCAUGAUGAUUAUAUAGAAAUGUCUAACCCUGCGUCAGAACUAACAAUUGAAGAAAUUCCUAUGUCAAGUGAUGACGAAUUAAGCUCCGAUUCUGACCACGAUUACGAGGAAAUGUUCACUCAUAUGACCACGCCAUACGAAAAUCGCCCCAUUGAAUAUAAUGUAAAUCAAGCUCCUAACAUUAUCGAAGUUCGUAAUAAUUUCUUGGAACAAAAGGGAGUUCACGCUAUAUUUGUCCAAUUAAACGGUAUGCCUUUUGACCAAGGAGCUCAAUUAUAUUUUAAUGCUAAUCUAUUGCCAAAGUAUGAACAUCUUACAUAUGAACGAGCUACUAUACGUACCAUUAGAGCUAAUACUUUAAUUUCUCUACCCAUAAAAUUAAAUUCUUAUACGUUAAUCGAGCCAACCAACCUGAAAAAUUGUUUACUGUCUCUUUUAGACGUAAUAACGGAACUAGAAUUAACAAACAUAUAUAUGUCUAAAAGUAUUUCAUUCGACGACCUACCGUGGUCAUAUGUCAUUAAACAAUUAAAGAAAAUUUUAACAGGAACCAAUUGUCGAAUAAUUAUUUGCCAAAAUUUGGUAAGAAAUCCUACUGCACCAGAACGCGAACAAUUAAUAUUAGAAAACCACGCGUCAGCAGUAGGAGGACAUAAAGGUGUCACUAAAACCUAUAAUAGGAUUAGGCCUCAUUAUUUUUGGACUAAUAUGAAAAAAGAUAUACAGGACUUUAUCCAGAAAUGUAAAGAUUGUCAACUGAAAAAAUUAACAAGAGUAAAAACUAGACAGCUCAUGGUUAUUACAGACACCCCAGGCGCAGCUUUCGACAAAAUUUCAUUAGAUAUCAUGGGACCUCUACCUAUAACGAACGAUAACAACCAAUAUAUAUUAACCAUACAAGAUCUAUUGACUAAAUACUCUGUCGCUGUUCCCUUAGUCGAGACCACUUCGCUUUCCAUAGCUGACGCAUUUUUUAAAAAUUUUAUUUGUAUCUACGGUGCUCCUAAAGCCAUGUUAACGGAUCAGGGAACAAAUUUCUUAUCUUCUCUAAUGAGAGCUUUAGCAAAAAAAUUUAAAAUACAACAGUUUAAAACUACAGCCUACCAUCCACAAUCCAACGGGUCUAUUGAACGAUCGCAUCACGUUCUCACAGAAUAUCUGAAAACACAGAUAGAUAAUGAAAGAAAUUGGGAUAAAUAUUUAAGUCUCGCUAUGUUCUCAUGUAAUACGAGUGUGCAUGAGGGUACAAAAUUUUCACCGUACGAAUUAGUAUUCGGAAGACUUGCUCGAUUGCCCUCUUCGCACGAACCUAUCGAAGAAAACCUCGAACCAACGUAUCGUGAAUACUUAACGGAUUUAUUUACCAAAUUAUCUGAAUUACAGAACCAGGCGCGAGUAAACUUAUUGAAAGCAAAAGAAACAAGCAAGAAAUAUUAUGAUAGACGAAUUAACGUGCAUAACUUUAAAAUUGGAGACUACGUAUUCUUGUUGAACGAACCUAAGAAGGGAAAAUUCUCGAAUCAAUAUACCGGACCCUAUAAAAUAACGGAAAUCUUGCCUACGAAUAAU
Molecule: messenger RNA, 2697 nt
Organism: Vollenhovia emeryi
Lineage: Eukaryota; Metazoa; Arthropoda; Insecta; Hymenoptera; Formicidae
Exons: 1
Biological process (GO): DNA integration
Molecular function (GO): nucleic acid binding
Source: RefSeq, a predicted model, not a curated record